AUGACAAACACGGUGCAAAAGCUACCGACAAGAAUCAUACAUGCAAUCACGGCAGAAAAUUUAUCCUCAGACAAUGUUAUAUAUUAUGACGAACGUCAAGGUUGGGUAUAUAAAAGAUUAAGUGAUGACCUUAACAACACUUCACGACAAAAUCUUAGCGAAGUUCAAUCAUCAAGUCUUGUUCAAAAUGCACGUCCACUAGAAUCACUCGGCCCUUUCGGUACUCAACCAACUGAUGUCUCUGUAAUUAUUGAACCAGGUGAAGUUAUUUAUAGAACAAAAUCAUUCAAUAUGAUAUUGAGCGAUCUUACUCAAUAUACUGUUGUCGAAUGUUUAGGACAACAUGCGCCGUUAGCGCCAAUAACUUUGCAUGGUACAGCUCGUAGCGUUUCCUAUAUCCCACAUGAUGCAACACAUUUCUGUUGGGUUUAUCCACCGAUUGAACUAAGUGAAUUAUGUGAGAAAAUAAAACAAACUAUUGAUAAAAAAGUAGCAAUGGGUGAUUUAUCAUGUACUUUCCUUGCUUUCGGUGGUUUUGUUUAUUUUCGAAUUAAUGAAUAUAAUAACUAUAUAAUGUUACAAGCUAAUGCGCUUGUGAAAGCUGAUAAUGGCCUCGUAUUUCAUGGACCUCAUGACUGGCAAUCUGCUUAUACAGCUUGUCUAGCUAAAAACGGUCGAUUUCAGGAUGUUACUGUUUCGUCACUCAUAGAUUUGGGUAUCAAAUAUUAUUGUUUUAUUAAUCCAAACGAAAAGCUUUGUAGUUCUAUUGAGGGUCAAUCAGAUUGGGCUCCUGCUAGAAAUGGUGGUUUCGUCUAUUUGUAUGGAUCUCCUGGAACUCCUCAUCCUCUUGAUCGCUAUUUUUCCAUCGCGGAUGCACCCAUCACUGAGCAAAUCAGUACACAAGUUAUGCCAUUCUCAUUAAUUCGCAAUCCACAUAUCACCGUUGAAGGAUCAAGUUCAUCCUUACCACCGCCAUCUUCAAAUAUUGACAAAGACAGAUUUAAUUGUUCAAUUUGCCUCGAUCAAACAAUUCAAUGUAUUUUAAUUCCAUCUAAUGGUGGAUUAGAAUCGAAUAUCAUAUGUCAAUUUUCUGAACAAAAUCAGACUGUAUUUUGGACCGGAAACUUCGUUCUGGGUAACAUCGAAUUUAAUCAUUCCCGUAAUGAAAAAAUGAAAUUGAAACGUAUCGAUGUUGAAUUAAUUGGUAGACUUGCUUACAAAAAUAUAUUCGCUGAUAAUACUUACAAAUCAACGAGAAACACUCGUCACAUGAUAUUCUUCAGCCAACGGCUCAAUCUAAAUUUCUCUAAUGCAAAAAGUGAUUUUCUCUUACCACGUGGCAAUUAUAAGUGGCCAUUUCGUUUCUUUCUUAACGAUUCUUUACCACCAACACUCAAAAAGAGACAAUAUUUAGAUUCAUUUAUUUAUUAUUUCAUUCAGAUCACAUUUGUCAGACGCGAAUGGUAUAAACGAAACAUCAAGAAAAUUAUACCUAUCGUUGUUAAAUAUAUGUCGUCACCUGUAGAUGAAAUGAAAGUUGAAGCACAAGAAAAGAAUCAAAAAGAUGUUCAUCUUCAUGUGAUUUUACAUAAAUCAACCAUCGCUGUUGGAAACAACGUUUCGUUUGAUAUAGAAAUACAAAAUCCUAAAGAAGUCUUAAUAAAUCGAAUAUCGGUGACUCUCGCUCAACAUUUAAAACUUGGUCCUGCUGUACACAGAAGGGUCGAUAUCCUUAAUGAAACUCUUAAAACUAUCAAUCACUUUCAAAACUCACAUCUUCAUAAAAACUUUCACUUUUUUAUUCCCCGUACAAUUCCGCCGACGUUUUCAUUUCAUUAUCCUAUGAAGAGCAAAGAACAACCAAUCAUAGUAAACUAUGAACUACAUUUCGAAGCUCAUCUUAGUGGAUUUUCUACUAACAUUCGAUUAAAACUUCCAUUGGUUAUAACCGACCAUCCACAAAAUAACUGA
Adineta steineri is the source of this 1971-nucleotide messenger RNA. The record is from the annotation of a GenBank genome assembly. Lineage: Eukaryota; Metazoa; Rotifera; Eurotatoria; Adinetida; Adinetidae.